Messenger RNA from Salvelinus namaycush (lake trout), 2492 nucleotides. RefSeq names its product S-phase kinase-associated protein 2-like. Lineage: Eukaryota; Metazoa; Chordata; Actinopteri; Salmoniformes; Salmonidae. The record is from RefSeq and is a predicted model, not a curated record. The transcript is spliced from 10 exons. Gene Ontology annotation, molecular function: protein binding. Bases 123 to 1361 code for a protein of 412 amino acids.
CUUGCGGGAGGUUUAAACAGUCUGGUUUCGGUUCAGAGGAGUAAAGUUGUCUAGUUACUUAUUUUCUAUUGAUUUCUAACACGGAUUUUUAGGUUUCCUAUUUCAAGCAAAUACCCGGGAAGAUGUCAUACGAAGGGCCUCUGCAGGAGUUGCCCUGUCUGAAUGAGUAUUUGGAGGGAUCAAUGCUGUCCAUAUCCCAGAAGAGCAAACGGAAAAAGAGAGAACGCAUCGGAGACGGUCUGGACACAGAGAACACCCCACACGAGCUCAUUCACCAGUGGUCACCACCUCACAAGCAGCGGGUGGUCUGCAAGGGCAAAGAGAAUGAGGAGAACCAGUUUGUGCUUGCCAGGCGACCAAGGAAAAGGAGGGAGUUCUCAGGCUUGUCCUGGGACACACUACCAGAUGAGUUACUGUUGGGGAUCCUUUCCUGCCUUCCCCUGCAGGACCUCCUCCGGAUGUCCCGGGUCUGCAAGCGCUGGCAUCGCUUGGCGUUUGACGAGUCUCUGUGGCAUAGUGUGGAUCUUGUAGGGAACCCCCAGCUGGAUCAAGCUCUUGGGCAGGUGCUUGUGGCUGGAGUACUGGGACUACGCUGCCCCCAUACCUGCAUUGGAGAACCACAUUUCACCCACACACGACACCUGCGUGUCCAGCACAUGGAUCUCUCCAGCUGCACUGUCUCAACUGUGUUUCUAGAUGACAUCAUCUCCCGCUGCAGGCGACUAGAGAAUCUAAGCUUGGAGGGACUGGAGCUCUCUGACUGGAUCAUUCAGUCCCUAUCCCAGAAUACUGAGCUGGUACGGCUCAACCUGUGUGGCUGCUCUGGCUUCUCACCCGACUCGCUUGGUGAGAUGCUCAAAUCCUGCUCACGGCUUGAAGAGUUGAACUUGUCAUGGUGUGACUUCAGUACUGAUCAUGUGAAGGCUGUUGUCAGUAACAUCCCCUCCAAUAUCACCCAGCUCAACCUUAGUGGCUACAGACAGAACCUUACUAUGGAAGAUCUGAAAGACUUGGUGGAGAGAUGUCCUCACCUUGUAAAUCUGGAUUUAAGUGACAGUGUUCUGAUGACGACAUCAAGUUUCCCCAUCCUCCAGCAGCUGCAGUCUCUUAGACACUUAGCGUUGAGCCGUUGCUACCAGAUCCACCCUGCUGCCUUAGCUGACUUUGAGAAGUUUCCAGAGCUGCAGACGUUAGAGGUGUACGGGCUGGUCCAGGACACUUACCUGCCAAUCCUGAGUAAAAGUUUGCCCCGUCUCCAAAUCAACACCCGGCCAUUCUCGGGCGUGGCCCGUCCCACCGAGGCCACCCGGCGGGACCGCGCCAUGUGGGGUAUGACCUGUCGCCUGGUGUUCAGGUCCUAGUCACAACGCUGUCAUAACUUUCUGUUUUGUUGUGCUUUUGGCAACACUUAUUUUGUUUUUAUAAUGGCGGGCAUUGUUUCAAAGUUACUCUAAGGUCAGUAAUAGAACAUGGCCUUCAUAUGCACAGUAGUGGGAAUUCUAAAUGCCGGUAGAUUGCAUUUCUCCACAUUAAUCUUACUUGAAUAACAUGCAACUGAAUUCUUAAGAUUUUAAAAGGGUACCUGUUUUAGACAAUUUAACCCUGAUAAUGUUGAAGACUGAGUGUAGUCGUAAGGGAAAUGCCUUUAUUUUUUACUUGCUAUAAUAUUACAUUCUGAUUUAUAGGAUACGUUAUCAGGAUCCUAUGACCUGUCCAAUAUAUUGACUUUCGAACAUUCCAAAGACAGAUCUGUUGGAAAAAAGGUCUGUAGUUAAGCUUGCCAAACAAAAAAAAUCUUGAUAAUGUUGGUUCGUUCUGUAACGUUUCACUAGCUGGAUAUAGGAAAGUUAAUUUCAGUUCAGGUCUAUCAACUGUAAGCCGGGUUUGCCAGAAAGACAAGCUAGGAAGAUUGGUCUGUUAGACUAAUGCAUAGGUGCUCUACCAUUAGCAGUUGGCAUCUUUCCCUCCAUGAUGCAAUGAUUUGGAAUUCCCUCUUCAGUGUUUUAUAAAAUACAAAUUCAAUCUGCAUUUUAAGGCCCAGUUUUAACAAUGAUGUCAUUUACUUGAUCUAUUUUGUUUUGUAUUUUAAAGUUGGAAACCAUAAGAAAUCAAUGAAGCCACGCUGUUCGUAUUACAUUUUAAAUCCAGCUCUAUGUCCGUUUUGACUGAAUGAAAGCUGAGGCGGCUCUAACAUAAAAUAUGCUAGAGCCGUUGGCAUUUUUGUGGAAAUUAACAUUUUUAAUCUUGUGCCUAAAUUAGGUACGAUAUGAGAAUGUGCACUACACCUAUGUAGUAAAUGGUAGCCUUGGCCACAAGGGAGCAGUAGUUAUGUAUCGGUGCCAUGUUUGGUAUGUUUCCUGUUCGUGCUCACAUUUCUUUGAGAAACUUUUUUUCCUUUCUAUUCAUGUGUUUUAAAAAUAAGAUUUACUAUGUUAAAUACUAAAAUGUGAAACUUACCAAUUUUAUGUAAAUAAAUGUUUUAUUUAAAGUUG